This is a messenger RNA of Sebastes umbrosus (honeycomb rockfish), 721 nucleotides long. RefSeq lists its product as uncharacterized. The coding region runs from base 72 to 620 and encodes 182 amino acids. The record is from RefSeq and is a predicted model, not a curated record. Gene Ontology annotation, molecular function: small molecule binding. Lineage: Eukaryota; Metazoa; Chordata; Actinopteri; Perciformes; Sebastidae. The transcript has 6 exons.
AGAACUUCAACAACAGUUCUUCAUCCACACUCUACUCCAUCAUCAUCGUCUGAUCCUGCUCCUCAGUAGCUAUGACUUUACUGCUCAAAGUGCUGGGAGCCGCGCUCUGCGUCCUGACGGUUUCCUCUGAAGUCGUACCCCAGGCAGACUUCAACUUACAGGGGAUGACGGGGAAGUGGUACCUGAUUGGAUUUGCCACUAAUGCCCAGUGGUUUGUCAGCCGCAGAACCAGCAUGAAGUCGGGCACAGCCCUGUUGACCCCAACCGCUGACGGGGACCUGGACAUGUCCUUCGCCAGUCUCAACUCUGACGGCUCUUGCUGGAGACUGAACAACCUGGCCAAGAAGACUGACGUGCCCGGAAAGUUCACAUACACAAGUGCGCGCUGGGGGAAUGAGAAUGACAUGAGCAUGGUUGAUGUGAUGUAUGACGAGUACGCCCUGGUUCACACCAUUAAGGCCAAGGCGAGCGAUCCCACCGUUGUCAACAAACUAUACGGCCGUGGAGUCGACCUCAACGCUGAUGUGCUGGAGAAGUUCAGGCAGUUCUCCUUGGAGACCGGCGUCCAGUCUGAAAAUAUUGUUUUCCUUCCCAAAAAUGCGGAGUGCCCAGCUGCUUAAUUUUCUGCCCCAGUCUGAAAACUUUACUGUUAAUGACUAUUUGACAUCUAUUGAGGUCACUCGUGAUUUGAGAAAUAAAAAUGCUCUGCUUUGAAUAAUAA